This is a messenger RNA of Cololabis saira (Pacific saury), 2285 nucleotides long. Its product is annotated as LIM/homeobox protein Lhx8-like. Gene Ontology annotation, cellular component: nucleus. The transcript has 9 exons. The record is from RefSeq and is a predicted model, not a curated record. Gene Ontology annotation, molecular function: DNA-binding transcription factor activity, RNA polymerase II-specific; RNA polymerase II transcription regulatory region sequence-specific DNA binding. Lineage: Eukaryota; Metazoa; Chordata; Actinopteri; Beloniformes; Belonidae. Gene Ontology annotation, biological process: neuron differentiation; forebrain neuron development; regulation of transcription by RNA polymerase II. The coding region runs from base 201 to 1235 and encodes 344 amino acids.
CACAACAUUUUUCAAGUCUCGGGAACAAGAAACAAGGCGGAGGCGGUUGACAAGAGGGAUUUAUCUGUGGCUGGAAGAGAGAGGCGAGCUCCCCGUCUGCAGCUGCGAGGAACAUCUGGCUGAACUGAGAUGCUCCCCGCAAAUGCUCAUGUGUGUCUCUAACAGCACGGUGUGUGUCUUGCUGCGGACUUGUUGAUGCCAUGUCAGAGGGAGAAGGACAACCGGCAGAGCCUGUUCUUACUCAGCUGCAGUAUGGAUCUACUUUUUACGACACAGGCUCAUCUGGACCUGAUGACUUUUUUGAGGAGGACUCUUACUCUCCAUCCUCCCUAUCCUCAUCCUCAUUGCCCACUGUCCCCAUGGUAACAUCUCUGCAGAGGAAAACCUUGUGCACGUCCUGCGGCCUGGAGAUUGCGGACAGAUACCUCCUCAAGGUGAACAAUCUGUGCUGGCACGUGCGCUGCCUGUCAUGCAGUGUGUGUAACGCAUCACUGGGGCGACACGUGAGCUGUUAUGUGAAAGAUACACAGGUUUUCUGCAAACUUGACUACUUUAGGAGGUAUGGCACUCGCUGUGCUCGCUGUGGCCGUAACAUCCAUUCUACUGACUGGGUGCGUCGGGCACGAGGAAGCACCUUCCACCUGGCCUGUUUCUCGUGUGCCUCCUGCAAACGCCAGCUCUCCACAGGAGAGGAGUGUGGACUACUAGAAAACCGGGUCUUCUGCCGGCCUCAUUAUGACAUGAUGAUGGACAAUCUUAAACGUGCUAAGGAAAAUGACCAACCAAAAGCAGAGGAAGCGAGGGCAGACAAAGAUGACUCCAGUUCCCUUCCCCGGCCUGCUAAGAGGGCCAGGACCAGCUUUACAGUUGACCAGCUGCAGGUGAUGCAAACACAGUUUGCUAAAGAUAACAACCCAGAUGCCCAGACUCUGCAAAAGCUGGCAGAGAGGACUGGUCUCAGUCGCAGGGUUAUUCAGGUUUGGUUUCAGAACUGUCGAGCCCGUCAAAAGAAGCACGUCAUCCCGAGUCAAAUGUCUUCAAGCAUGAUGACAUCGUAUAGUUCUGGACAACUGACCCCACCUUUGAUGGAGGAUCUGCAAUACACAACCUACAUUUCCUCUGAAGCACCUCUUCUAACUACUCUCACUUACAUGGAUGUCCAAACUCCAGACUCACUUCUGCUUCAGCCGCUCAUAUCGCAUCCAAUGACGCAACUGCCGCUCAGCCAUGCUUGAUGUUUCAUCCCACCUCCUGUGUGCUGAAGCGGAGUGGUUGAUGGGAAAAGAAAGGGCAGAACUUUACUCUUGCAUGAAAGUUGUGGAAGGUUUUUGUGUGUUAAAACAAGGGUGUCCUCAAAAGUAGCAGCACUGAAUUGUCUAAUGUUUGAGCAGACGCCUGGAAGAAUCGGUUAGUUGGGUCAUUCAAUUAGUUUCACUCAAAGAGGCGUUCACAGAUGGAAAUAGGUUGAAAAUCUCCAGGAAAAUAUUAAUGUUUUGUAAGAUGAAAUUUCUGUUAAUAUGUAUGUUAUGAAUUUAUGUGUACUUAAUUUAUUUGAAGUAUUGAAUGAGAAAAGGCACUUUGUUUACAAAUAUGAAAUGUCAAAAUGGCUAUAAUUUUGAGUAAAUUGUUUUGUCUUUAGGAUGCAAUUCAGAAAAAGGUGAGUCUUUGCAUCUACAAGAGUGAAAAUCUGCAUUUUUUUUUUCUGUUAUAAGACUACUAGUGAAUUGGGUUAAACUGCUAUUUUAACCACGAGAGAUGGUACAUCAAUGGAGAGUCUCCUUUUCUUUUCGGCCUUCCAUGGCCUUACUAAGAGUUUAACAGAAAAUAUUGACUUUUUUUCCUGCUUAUUUUCACUCUUUCAAAACCGAUUUUCAGACAUACAUUGAAAUGUUAAGCACACUCAAAAGAUAAUGAAAUGUUUUUGGGUUUAUAUUGUAUUGAGUUGGUAAUUGUUUGGAUUCCAACAGGAGACUUGGGAGUUUUGUGAUACCUGAGAUGAGAAUUUAAUUUCUUUUUCUUUUAGUAAAAUUUUAUUUCCUUGAAAUACCUUGAAGUUUGCUGGAAGUACUUCAAUUUGUACUGAAAGUAUAAGAUUUGUUUUAAUGUAUUCUAUUCAAUUUGUUUUACUUUAUGCUGCUUAAAGUUGAUGAGUCUCUGUAAAGGUGAAUUUAUUAUUCUUGCAUUAAGCUGACAUGAUGCUGAUUUCUUUGAAGUAACAUUUUUGAAUAAAUGUUGAAUGCAUAGUCAAAAAUGGAAUUACCCACUUUUUUUUAGUUCAAAUAUAA